Messenger RNA from Alternaria arborescens, 2127 nucleotides. RefSeq lists its product as hypothetical. NCBI's taxonomy places the organism in Eukaryota, Fungi, Ascomycota, Dothideomycetes, Pleosporales, Pleosporaceae. The record is from RefSeq and is a predicted model, not a curated record. Bases 1 to 2127 code for a protein of 708 amino acids. The transcript has a single exon.
AUGAGCGUCGACCAUGACUGCCCUUUGACUGUUAUCGAUACCUUUGUCUCGAACCGAUACGGGACUUAUUUCGAAGCCGAAAUCUUUGCUUCGUUAGUUGAUUGUCCUUUCGUCAUCCGGGCUUUCGAAUUUGCGCUUGCUGAUGGCGCGUUAUACGCUACGGAGAAUGCCCAAGUCUCCUCUGCGACUUUCUCGGAACGCUUCUGGACACUAGACGAGGAGGUUCGGAUUACGCGCAACUCUACAAGUCACCACAAUCGUAUUCUUGUACCUUUCGACAUAAAGAGCAGCCUUGGUAGUUGUGCGGAGAACCAUGUAUAUAUAACCACAGUCAAACAGCGAACGAGAGUAGGGUUUUACAUCGCCGUAUGCGCAGCAAACCCCAAUUACGUCGAGGUCUUCCCAAAUCAGCGAAGUGGCUUAGCCCAUUCUGACACACGCAAAGUCGCUGUCAACCUGUCCAGGAAGUCAUACCUUCCAUCAUCAGCAUAUGGCUCGCUGAGUCCCUGCAAUGGCCCUUAUCGGAUGCCACUGGCCCUACUGCCUCAGGCGCUCGAAUCACUCCAGCGCUGUGCUCGCGGUCAAGGUAAUUAUGUCAACCCUUGGACUCUCGUUCAGUUCCCAGGCUGGAAGCCGCACAUCGAACGCGGAAAUGACAUUCUUAUCCCAGCGGAGAAUUCGCAACACUACACGUCUUUUAAAGGAGUAAUGGAGAUCUGGAGGUGCAUCCGUAUCGCAAAGAGCCAGUACUCUCUGCCUAUAGAUUUUGAGCUUGUGCAUCUACAACCUCGAUUGGCCGAUUUUAAGAUCCUUGUUCCCAAUCAAACACAGCCACAGCGCCGCCAGGUCUUCAUUCAGUAUAAAAUCGAUGGUAUCUACCGAUCCCCUACGUCACCAUUGGAUAAGGUUGCCAUUGCGCGAAAUUCACGGAAGGGUCGCUUACGCCACUAUUUCACGGACUCUGAGCGGUAUGCCUUGUUACGCAAGUUUGAUCCCAUUGUUCGUGCUAAUGGGCCUAGAUUUGACUUUUUGUUCUACCAAUUUGACUAUCAAAAUCAUCAACGAGAUUCAUUCACGAAGUUCUUCUUCCUGCCUGAGAGCGUUAUGCCGGAUGAGUUUUACAUCACAGAUAACAAAGAGGCGAAUUUCAAUCGGGACGAGUUCAGACCAUACUGGAUUGAAAUGGAUACAUACGGAAACUGGGUAAAACGAGUAUACGAUAUCAUAAUCGGGACGCCACAACCUCGACACGCAGGCCAUCGGCCUAGUCGACGUUUGGUAGCUUCAGAACAGCCCGCAGCGGAUCCGCCGCAGUUGCAGUCACAAUCACAGUUGCAGCCAACAGUUUCCCCUGUUAACCACGUCAUGGCCUUUCACCAGAAGCUUUUUGAUACGUUAAUGGCCCAAUGCGCUACCCACUUGCAGGGUCUAGUCGUUGCCCUAUCACGCUCGGAUCCUCUCGGAGAUUAUGCCUACUGUCGAUACGCGUGGACCACUGACGAACAGGAGACUUUCCUCAACCAUCGCCGUAUUCCAUGUACCAUCACGCAGCUCCCUCACUCUACACCUGUAGUACCAUUUAUGUUGUACACCCGAUCUCGAGAAGGUACAUCACGUGGUCCGAUGCUCACUGCGACCGAGUUUGAGAGACUUGACAUCUGCCGUCAGGACCGGCUACUCAUCUUCGACCUCCUCGGCCAAGAAGGUCAUGAUUUGUACGGUCCUCUUCUUGUUGUCCCUUCAGAUGAUGUCCGUCCAACUGCAGAGCAACGCGCUCUCUUCAAAUCUAACAGAAGCAAAGACAAGGACCAAGAAUUCGAGGGCCGGGCUCCUUUACUCGCAGAGCUCCUAUACACUCGUCAUAAUCCUGUAGACUAUGUUGUAUCAGCUGGCGGACCACUCGUCUUCGAAAAGACAGGUUAUUGGAAUGAGCUUUGGAGUCUACUUAACACUUGUUCUGGUACCGACAACUUUGAUCAUCCGCACAGUCACCAAAGACGGCCAGAUGACUACAGGGUCACAGUCCAGGAACUCCACCAGAAUCUCGCUGAUAGACAUGCGUUCGUUGACAUCGAGCCGUCAUUCUACGAGCGAGUUUGGGAAGACGAUGAUGAGCGAGACCUCUAG